This is a messenger RNA of Penicillium oxalicum, 891 nucleotides long. RefSeq names its product tudor domain-containing protein. Gene Ontology annotation, molecular function: DNA-binding transcription factor activity. Lineage: Eukaryota; Fungi; Ascomycota; Eurotiomycetes; Eurotiales; Aspergillaceae. The record is from RefSeq and is a predicted model, not a curated record. Bases 1 to 891 code for a protein of 296 amino acids. The transcript is spliced from 3 exons. Gene Ontology annotation, biological process: negative regulation of DNA-templated transcription.
AUGUCCGACGUUGCAUCGUUGGAGGCCGAAGUCAAAGAAUUCAAGGUCCAGCUUGAAACGGUUCAAACAAGCUUGCAGGUAGAACCCGAUAAUGCGGAGCUGCAAAGUCUCAAGACUGAACUUGAAGAACUUAUAAACCUCACCGAAACUGCCAUUGCCGAGCUUAAACCCCCCGCACCCACACCUGUACCUGCAACGAAGCCACAAUCCAGCUCCGCACCAUCGAGAGACUCGAAUACUCGCUUGUCGCAGGCCAACGCCAGUCAUGCAGAAGAGGCCACCGCUGCCGUAUCGUCGCCCGCCGUCUCUUUUUCCGUCAACGACCAGGUGCUCGCCCGAUGGGUUUCCGGCGACAAUGCGUUUUAUCCGGCCCGCAUCACCUCCAUCACAGGCUCCUCCAGCAACCCGGUCUAUCUGGUUUCGUUCAAAUCAUAUGGCACGGUCGAAAAUCUAACAGCCAAGGACAUCCGCCCCAUCGCGGGCAAUGACACACGCAAGCGCAAGGCUGAUGGAACCUCAGGCAGUUCAGCGUCCCCAUCGCCCGCCCCGCCCUCGACUUCACAUGGCAACAUUAUCUCAGCGGCGGCUGAUAUCGACCCCGCUCUUGCCAGUCAGGCCCGACAGGAUCCCAGCAAGAUGGGCGAUGGCUCUGGUCGGCCCGCCAAGGCUGCGCGCAAGGUGAAGGCCAACAAGGAACUGGAAGAGGGCAAAAACAAAUGGCAGAAUUUUGCAGCAAAGACCAAGGGUAAAAUUGGGAAAAAGGAUAGCAUGUUCCGCACCGGUGAUUCGGUGAAUGCUCGAGUCGGUUUCACGGGCUCGGGCCAACAGAUGCGCAGAGAUCCCACACGGACGCGUCACGUUUAUCAACAGGCUGAGGAUGAGGGCUAUUAA